AUGGCCCCUGGAUUGGUGGAAGCUACUGGCGUCCAGACCUUGGAUAGACCUGUCAAGCUCUCUGUGUUUCCCGAUGGAUUUAAAACUUCCGGCCAGCAUCCCCCUAUAUAUUCACAAGUUCGGCCCUAUGCCGAUUUCCCGAAAAUCCAUACCGGGCCUACACUGUGGAAAGCCGAGGAUUAUCGCGAGAACCCUGAUCUUUGGACGCAUCAGUUCACCGAAGAAGAGGUCGCGGAGAUUAGCGAUGCCACAGAUCAGUUUAUAAAGAGUGGAACACCUUUGACCGGAAUAUCGAAGGCAAAUUUCCACUUGCCUAAUUUGUCUGAGCGGAUGGAGAAUCUCCGGCAAGACUUGAUUAAUGGCAAAGGAUUCUAUCGUUUCAGAGGACUUCCUGUCCAGGAGUGGGAUCUCCAGAAGUGUGCAACAGCAUAUAUGGGCCUCGGCACAUACUUGGGCUACUUUGUCAGUCAAAACGGCCGUGGUCAUGUCUUAGGUCACGUCAAGGAUUUGGGAGAAGAUCCGACCAAAACUGACAGAGUUAGAAUCUACCGAACGAAUGCUCGUCAAUACUUCCACACAGAUGGAUCGGACAUUGUUGGACUCCUUUGUAUCGCCAAAUCCUUUUCUGGCGGAGAAUCUGAUAUCGUAUCCACGCACCAUGUAUUCAAUGUACUUCAGGAGAGACAUCCUGAUGUAACAGAGACACUAUGUGAGCCAAAUUGGUACUUUGACCGAAAGGGUGAGUUAUCCGAAGGCGAAGAAAACUGGAUUCGAGGUAGCGUGUUCUACCUCGAAAAUGACACCGGAAACUCCACACCACGAGUCUACGCCCGGCUCGAUCCGAACAACGUGACCUCGCUGGCGCGUUUCAACUCAGGGCCUGAUGCACGCAUACCCCCUUUGUCUGAUAAACAAAAAUACGCCUUGGAGGUAUUUGAAAAGACUUGUGCUGAGCUAUCGCUGCACAUGAUUCUUGCUCCGGGUGAUAUUCAAUUCCUGAGCAAUUCACAUGUUUUCCAUGCACGAACCGCCUAUACGGAUCAUCCAGCAGGCGCGGUUGAUGAGAAUGGCCGGCCAGCACGACGUCGGCAUUUGAUGCGACUCUGGCUGUCGGCCCCGGAAUCAGAAGGAGGGUGGAAGCUGCCGUACCACGAUUCUUUGGAGAAGAAACGAGGAGGCAUCCAGGUCAAUGAUACUCCUCCUGUCUGUCCCUUGGACGCGGAAUGA
Molecule: messenger RNA, 1227 nt
Organism: Penicillium coprophilum
Lineage: Eukaryota; Fungi; Ascomycota; Eurotiomycetes; Eurotiales; Aspergillaceae
Product: TauD/TfdA family dioxygenase
Exons: 3
Coding region: 1-1227 (408 amino acids)
Molecular function (GO): oxidoreductase activity
Source: RefSeq, a predicted model, not a curated record